GAAUGUCCCGAUUUGAUUGGCUUUUCUUGUCCAGCAACCGCUAACCGCAUGGGGUAUCAUAUCAAUUGAGAACCAUCCAUUUCUUGGGUCCCCAAAAAAUCUCUAGCUCGUGUGAGAGAUACGAGAGAGAGAGGACGAGAGCGAGAGAGCAACGCCAAUAAAUUCGACUUCCUUCUCCUCCUCCUCUUCCAUUGCCGCUGGCCCUCGUCGAAGUAAUACUCCUCAACCUCGCGCCGACCAUGAGCGUCGCACGUCCGGCUCGCAACCUCCUCGGUAGGUGCAUCGCCUCAUCUCGAACCACUUCAGUUACCGUCCCUCUCGUACCAUGCAGCCAAUUCCACAGCACACCAACAAGGUCGAAGCGAAAGUCUCGGUUUCGAAAUGUCACGGCCCAAGAGCUAGGUCUGAUCAAGGAGUCGGGUGAAUUCACGGCGGGCAUGGACAAGUACAAGCAGGACAAGUUUGCCGACCUGUCCAAGCAGGAUAUCGAGAACCUCAAGGCCUCUUACACACCAGAGCAGCUUGAGGCUAUUGAGUUAGGCGAGAAAGCCGUCAGCCCUGAAGAUAUGAUCAUUCAGGGUCGGUUACGUGACGAUCCCUAUAAGCCAACAUAUAUCGAGGAUUAUACCGUGCUGGACCCCCGCUACGAUAUCAAGCCGGAGAUCGAAGGCAACCCGAGAGAGGUACAAUGGCCUGACAAGAGCGAAUGGAUCGACAAUUACGGACAAAAAAUGAUGAAGAUCACUGACAAGAAGACGAGCGAUCAACUUACCCGAGCCAUGGUUCGUGCACUGCGGCGUGUGAAGGAGAGCCAGGGAGAGGACUUGAUAGAUCUCACUGAGGAUGAGCUCAAGGACAUUGAAAAGGACCCCGAGCUAAUCAAACGCUACAUCAUCGCCGAGGAUGGCCCUGAGCCCACUGCAAACGAUAAGGGCCCUGAAUUCAUGACUCGCUCCCAGGCCGAGAAGUUGGAUGAGGCUGUUGACGAGGCAUGGGAGGCCGAACUCGACAAGAUUGUUGGUUUUAGCAGUCAGGGUGAGGUCGAGCCCUCAAACCUUGAGCUGAUUCAGGAUGGCCCCGCGGGCGUUGAUCGGACUUACACGGCUGAGGCACCUGAUCUUGGUAAGGUCCCUGGUGUCAAAGGCUUGUACAAGCACGCCGUUGACCCCGAGGAUCAGGGCCAGGAUGACUCGGGCAAGUACCAGGAGAUCAAGCGCCUGACAGGCAUGAGCCUCAAGGACAUUCGCUCGCUGCUGACCAAAGGUCUUGUGACUCGUUGGGUCUCCAACCAAACUCGUUUGGGCAAGGUCCGCAGUACCUCUGUGGUUGCCAUCGCUGGCAACGGCAAUGGCCGUCUAGGACUUGGAAUGGCAAAGUCUACUGAGGCCGGUGUGGCUGAGGAGACAGCUCAGAUGUUGGCUAUCCGCAACAUGAAACCUGUCCGACGAUAUGAGAAUCGUACCAUCUAUGGUAAUGUGUCUGCUAAGAUUUCAGGCACUGUAGUCGAGCUGAUGGCCCGUCCUCCCGGCUUCGGACUUCGCUGCCCUCACCGUAUCUUCGAGAUGUGCCGCGCCGCCGGUAUCCACGACAUCGCUGCUCGCAUGCCCCGAUCCAAGAACCCCAUGAACUCUGUCAAGGCGGCGUACCAAGCGCUGACCAACCAGCCUGACCCCGAGCAGAUCGCGAUAGGCCGUGGCAAGAAGCUGGUGGAUGUGCGCAAGGUCUACUAUGGAGGAGCUGUAUACUAAACCCACUCUCACACAAAGCACCUGUAUCACCAAAGGAAAAAAUGUGUAUCUGUAGCCUGUAAUAGAGAAAUCUUUCUGUGAUGCCCUCGGCAUGGUAGAAAUGGUAGAGAUAGUGGUGUAUCGUCACUUGAUAUCAAAUGUCUGUCGUAUUGCCAUGUG
This is a messenger RNA of Fusarium verticillioides 7600, 1907 nucleotides long. RefSeq names its product 30S ribosomal protein S5. Lineage: Eukaryota; Fungi; Ascomycota; Sordariomycetes; Hypocreales; Nectriaceae. The transcript has 2 exons. Gene Ontology annotation, molecular function: structural constituent of ribosome; RNA binding. Gene Ontology annotation, cellular component: ribosome. The record is from RefSeq and is a predicted model, not a curated record. Gene Ontology annotation, biological process: translation. The coding region runs from base 240 to 1748 and encodes 502 amino acids.